ACGAUUUCCCUCCCCGCCGCCGCCGGCUCCAAAAGGCCCGACUCAGCAAUAGGGAUCGAAGUCAUUUGAUUUGACCUCUCCGGCGUUCCGUCGCCAGGGAAGUUUGAGUCGUCCGCCGUGCCCCAGGCGUCCUCCCGCGGCCGUAGGGACGCGCCUGCUGUCAUGGCGACGAUGCUGCAGGGGCCCUUGCGACCCCUGCGGCUCCUCCGCGUGCUCCAGGGUCUCCCUGGGCCUGCUGCAGACGUGCCCUUCCGAGCCGCGAGCCAUGGCACCGGCUUGCUCUACCCCGAGCACAUCCCCACCUCCCCGCUGCAGAAGGCGCUGUUGGCCGCCGGCUCUGCCGGAAUGGCCCUCUACAACCCGUAUCGCCACGACAUGGUCGCAGUUCUGGGGGAGACCACAGGGCGCCGUGCCCUGAAGGUCCUCAGGGACCAGAUGAAGAGGGACCCAGAGGGCGCCCAGAUCCUGCAGGAGCGCCCCCGGAUCUCGCUGUCCACCCUGGACCUGGGCAAGCUGCAGAGCCUGCCCGAGGGCUCCCUCGGCCGAGAGUACCUUCGUUUCCUGGAUGUGAAUAGGGUCUCCCCAGAUACCCGAGCGCCCACGCGGUUCGUGGACGAUGAGGAGCUAGCCUACGUGAACCAGCGGUACCGGGAGGUGCACGACAUGCUCCACACGCUGCUGGGGAUGCCCACCAACAUCCUGGGGGAGAUCGUGGUGAAGUGGUUCGAAGCUGUCCAGACCGGCCUGCCCAUGUGCAUCCUGGGUGCGCUCUUCGGACCAGUCCGCCUCCGCGCCCGGCACCUGCCGGCGCUGGUCUCGGAGCUGAUCCCGUGGGCAGUUCAGAGCGGGCGCCGGGCCCCGUGCGUCCUCAACCUGUACUACGAGCGGCGCUGGGCGCAGCCCCUGACGGCCCUGCGGGAGGAGCUGGGCAUCACGAGCCCCCCGGGGCACACCAAGGGCCCGGCCUAGGCCCUCGGCUGCCCAGCCAGGAGGGCCCGACCCGGCUCCCCACCCACCUCCCCGGGGGCAGAGGGCUCCUGGCCACCCCUUUGUCCCUUGUCUGUGAAUGCUGACCCUUGGACGUCUUUUAUCAGAAUUUGUCAUACCCACUGCUGCCGAGUGGCGGCGAGGGCCCGUCUGGGAGGGAGCAGGCAGUGCAGGGGGACACGAGGGGCGCCUGGAGCCGCCCAGAGAGAACCGCACGUGCGCAGGAGCCAGCCCUCCCGGCUCGUGAGGGGUGUUUCUGGUCCACGCCCGUGUCCUAGACCCCCUGCCAGCCAGGGCGGCUGGGUGUCCUCCGGGGGGAAGACUGUACCCAGUUCCAGAGGCCAGGUUCCCCGAGAAGAGGCGGGGCAGAGGAGCCUCCGUGGACUGUCCGAAUGAAGGCUCCCCCUGCCUCUGCCCGGUGCCGGCUCACCGGCGGCCUCAGGCUGCAGCCCAAGAGGACGCGCCCCCUCCAGCCUGCCCUCCAGUUGCCCACCCCACGUCUGGUCCGAAGUUGGGCAAAAAGGUUCACACUCCCCACUCUGCGGCUUUCAGCUGCGGGGCUUAGGGCAGGGCCCCUCCGCUCUGCCCGUUUCAUCCGUGAGAGGGGAAGGGUCCUCCUCCUAUGGUUAUUGUGGCGGCUCCAUGGGGCGAUGCUGAGGAGAAGGGUUACCCAAGAGGCAGGGGCGAUUGCGUCUCUGUGUUCUCAGCUGGGAGAGGCAGCUGCCAGCCGGCAGGUCACUGUGGAGCAGCAGCCGGGCCUUUCCCUCGGGUCAGAGACAAGGAGUGGGGCAGACGGGAAGGGUUGUGGAAGAGUGGGCGGCCCUGCCUUUAGUCUUAGUGUCAGAUGCACGGCCAGAGUGGCAGAGCCUGUGGUUUUGGGUGGAUAAGGCCACAACAGCCCAGAGGUGGGCAGGGAGUUCCCUGGAGUAACUAGAACAGAGGUCGCAAGGCCGCCUGCUUGCUUCUCCGGGGCCUCGGUUUCCCGUGGAUGACGACGGCCGCAGGGUGUUUGGAGCUGCACUGGUGCCGGGCGGUGCCGAGCCCUUGGGUGCAUCAGCGCGCUGACACCAGCCAUCGAGUUGGGGGUGCUACUGCACGUCGCUAACGAGACCACAGGCGCAGGGCGGGGCCUCGGCCUUCCUCGUGCCUGCCCCACCCCCACCCGGGGCGCUCCCCGUGGCAGAGGGAGGCUGCGGGAGGCUGACCUCGGAACCGUGGCCCUCCAAAAGGGCAGCGGCCUUUUCCUGGGCUCUCUGAAUGUCUGCAGAAAGAGGAGGGGGUGGGUGUGCGCUCCUUAAACCUCAUCCCUCUUUGCAGUGUGGGCCAGCUUUCCAGAGCCACUCGUUGUUUCCGUGGCACCCCAGGGUCCCAGGCACCCCUGUCCCCAGGUCAGUAAAAGUCAACAGUGCCAAGGUCAGGGGAGAAAGGUCAGACUCGGGUAGCCUCUGCCCAGCCUGGUAGCCCGCCUGCUCCAGCCACUGGGUGCCCGCAUAGCCCUGGGUCUCUGCAGCGCCCAAGAGGUGGGCGCUGGGCGUCAGGAUGAGCUGGGGCGGAGUCCUAUGUCCAGAGCAUAGGGUGGCCUUUUUGUCAUCCGCUGGAGAAAAACUGUGCUGGCAAUAGGUGCCCCUUACCGAGUUCCUACACAGCCCGCGAGGCCCUGCCAACCUCUGCCCGGAAACUUCAUUCAUCUCAAUAAACCGUGUGGGCCUUUCUCCUGUC
Messenger RNA from Phyllostomus discolor (pale spear-nosed bat), 2706 nucleotides. RefSeq names its product coenzyme Q4 (gene COQ4). Lineage: Eukaryota; Metazoa; Chordata; Mammalia; Chiroptera; Phyllostomidae. Bases 163 to 969 code for a protein of 268 amino acids. The transcript is spliced from 7 exons. Gene Ontology annotation, biological process: ubiquinone biosynthetic process. Gene Ontology annotation, cellular component: mitochondrial inner membrane; mitochondrion. The record is from RefSeq and is a predicted model, not a curated record.